UGGAUUUUUUUUUUUCCUUUUCUUUUUUUUUUUUUUUUUUCCUUUGCAACCUAUAAAAUCUGAAAGCAACUAAACUCUUCCUGCAACCAAUGAUGACAUCCAAAGAGGUGGCCAAAUGCGACGCGGCGGAGAACAGGAGACGCAGCCCGCUGGACCACUUGCCGCCUCCUGCCAACUCCAACAAGCCGCUGACGCCCUUCAGCAUCGACGACAUCCUGAACAAGCCGUCGGUGAAGCGGAGCUACGCCAUCUGCGGCACGGCUCAUCUCAUCUCGUCCUCCGAGAAGCACCGUCCGUCCAGCCUGCCGCUGUCCAGCCGCGCACUCCUCACGCAAACCUCUCCUCUCUGUGCGCUGGAGGAGCUGGCCAGCAAGACCUUCAAAGGGCUGGAAGUCAGCGUGCUGCAGGCUGCGGAAGGCCGGGACGGGAUGACCCUGUUCGGCCAGAGGAGCACCCCGAAGAAGCGCCGGAAGUCCCGGACGGCCUUCACCAACCACCAGAUCUACGAGUUGGAGAAGCGCUUCCUGUACCAGAAGUACCUCUCCCCCGCAGACCGCGACCAGAUCGCGCAGCAGCUGGGCCUGACGAACGCGCAGGUCAUCACGUGGUUCCAGAACCGCAGGGCCAAACUAAAGCGGGACCUGGAGGAGAUGAAGGCCGACGUGGAGUCGGCCAAGGCCAUCGGCCAGGUGCCCCUGGACAAGCUGGCCAAGCUGGCGGACCUGGAGAAGUGCGCCAACGGCACGCUGGGCCACCCGCGCGCCGAGUCUCCCGCGCGGGGAGGCCCGCAGGAUCACCAGCACGAGCUCGCUCAGAAACUGCGCAGCUCUCCGCUGUCUCCCUUCUCGGACCACACAACGAGCAAGGAGUGCUCGGAGGACGAGGACGUGGAGAUAGACGUGGAUGACUGAUGGCUCUCACACACACGCAUACAGACACACACACACACACACACACACACGCACACACACACACACACA
This is a messenger RNA of Poecilia reticulata (guppy), 980 nucleotides long. RefSeq names its product ladybird homeobox 1b (gene lbx1b). NCBI's taxonomy places the organism in Eukaryota, Metazoa, Chordata, Actinopteri, Cyprinodontiformes, Poeciliidae. Gene Ontology annotation, molecular function: sequence-specific double-stranded DNA binding; DNA-binding transcription factor activity, RNA polymerase II-specific. Gene Ontology annotation, cellular component: nucleus. The record is from RefSeq and is a predicted model, not a curated record. Gene Ontology annotation, biological process: regulation of transcription by RNA polymerase II.